UUCUGUGUUAAUUAAGAUCCCUAUAAAUACGUCACAACUGUAGCAACAUUUUCACCAAACGAACACUUCCCACUACUUAGCAUUUUCUAUACAUACAUCACUGAAAUAAUUAAGUAGUUGUUAUUACAAUUCACCAAAACAUGGAUUCAUUCUCUGUUGUGUUGUGUGUGUUAGGGUUAGUGAUUGUGGGUCAUGUGGCCUAUGCCCAAGACUCACAACAAGACUACCUUGAUGCUCACAACGCAGCAAGAUCCGAGGUUGGUGUUCCAAACUUGUCUUGGGAUGACACCGUUGCAGCCUAUGCACAAAACUACGCCAAUCAGCGAAAAGGUGAUUGCCAAUUGGUCCAUUCCGAUGGCCAAUAUGGGGAGAACAUUGCAGGGGGCAGCGGCGACUUUUCCGGCACGGUUGCCGUGAAAUUAUGGGUGGACGAGAAGCAAUAUUAUGAUUAUGAUUCUAAUAGUUGUGCGAGUGGUCAAGUAUGUGGCCACUAUACACAGGUAAUUUGGCGCGAUUCGAUAAGACUUGGGUGCGCCAAAGUAACUUGUAAUAAUAAUGCGGGCACUUUUAUUAUUUGUAGCUAUGAUCCAGCUGGCAACAUUAUUGGCCAAAAGCCUUACUAA
Arachis ipaensis is the source of this 623-nucleotide messenger RNA. Its product is annotated as pathogenesis-related protein 1B-like. NCBI's taxonomy places the organism in Eukaryota, Viridiplantae, Streptophyta, Magnoliopsida, Fabales, Fabaceae. Gene Ontology annotation, cellular component: extracellular region. The record is from RefSeq and is a predicted model, not a curated record.